CACUGCCGAUUACUGUAUGACGACGGGUUUGUAAUGAGCUUUAAACGGGAAGAUAAACAUGACUUCUAAGGCACCAUGUUUUAAAAGUACGUAAAUAAGGAAAAGGUGUGCUAAGCUAGGCUCAGCAGCCAUGGUGGAAGUGUUUGCCGGCCGGACUCUGGUCAACAAAGAUGGGGACUACGUGGAGCCGGAAGAGGCGCUGAAGAACAAAGUAGUCGGCAUUUACUUCUCUGCAGGAUGGUGUCCACCUUGUAGGGACUUCACGCCCGUCUUGUGCGACUUCUACACGGAGCUGGUGGAAGAAAGCGACCCCCCUGCGCAGUUUGAGGUGGUCUUCGUGUCGUCAGACAAGUCCACCGAGGAGAUGGUGGAGUACUACCACGACAUGCACGGAGACUGGCUGGCUCUACCCUGGACCGACGAUUACAGGCUUGAGUUGAAGAAGCGCUACAACAUCACAGCCGUGCCCAAGCUGGUGAUCGUGAAGGAGAACGGUGACGUGAUCACAGACAAGGGACGCAAACAGAUCCGAGACCGGGGCCUGGCCUGCUUCAGGUCCUGGUUGGACGCCGCUGAGAUUUUUCAGAACUUUAAGGGCUAAAGAAAAACAACAAAGACAUAUUGUGGACUUAAUGAUUACUACAUUUACGUCGCACUACAUCUAUUUAUACUACCUUUUUUUUUCUACAGCUUUAAGCCUUGACGAACAGUGGGUACUCUGCUAUGCGCAAAUGUACAAAGACUACUAAACGUAUAUCAAUACAAUCUAGGGUCUUGUAAAUGAACAAAUCCAACUUUGUUUCGGAUGCUGAGAAGGCUGCUUUAGUUGCUUGCCUAUGCAUUUAAAGAUGAAUCUCAGGCGUGACUUUUGUGCUGUGUGCUAGAGAAAUGUGUGCAAUUUUAAUAAGGAGCCAUCUUAUGAUGUAGUAGGAGGUAUAUUUUUAUAAUUUUUCUACGCAUGAAUAAAAUCAUAUUCUCA
This is a messenger RNA of Dunckerocampus dactyliophorus (ringed pipefish), 979 nucleotides long. RefSeq names its product nucleoredoxin like 2 (gene nxnl2). Bases 131 to 601 code for a protein of 156 amino acids. The transcript has 2 exons. Lineage: Eukaryota; Metazoa; Chordata; Actinopteri; Syngnathiformes; Syngnathidae. The record is from RefSeq and is a predicted model, not a curated record. Gene Ontology annotation, biological process: photoreceptor cell maintenance; sensory perception.